AUGAUGUCUGGUCGCACGUUGGAGACGACUUUUGAUAUUCACCAGGUUGGCCAUACUGGUCAGCGUGUCGGGAUGGUCCUCGCCGAGCUUCGUCUUGCUCGUCUCCAUCACCUGCACGUCGAGCCGCUCGGCCUCCUCCCACCGGCCCUGGUUCCUGUACGUCGAUGCCAGGUUGGCCAUACUGGUCAGCGUAGAGGGAUGGUCCUCGCCGAGCUUCGUCUUGCUCGUCUCCAUCACCUGCACCUCGAGCCGCUCGGCCUCCUCCCACCGGCCCUGGUUCCAAAACGUCGAUGCCAGGUUGGCCAUACUGGUCAGCGUGUCGGGAUGGUCCUCGCCGAGCUUCGUCUUGCUCGUCUCCAUCACCUGCACCUCGAGCCGCUCGGCCUCCUCCCACCGGCCCUGGUUCCUGUACGUCGAUGCCAGGUUGGCCAUACUGGUCAGCGUGUCGGGAUGGUCCUCGCCGAGCUUCGUCUUGCUCGUCUCCAUCACCUGCACGUCGAGCCGCUCGGCCUCCUCCCACCGGCCCUGGUUCCUGUACGUCGAUGCCAGGUUGGCCAUACUGGUCAGCGUAGAGGGAUGGUCCUCGCCGAGCUUCGUCUUGCUCGUCUCCAUCACCUGCACCUCGAGCCGCUCGGCCUCCUCCCACCGGCCCUGGUUCCAAAACGUCGAUGCCAGGUUGGCCAUACUGGUCAGCGUAGAGGGAUGGUCCUCGCCGAGCUUCGUCUUGCUCGUCUCCAUCACCUGCACAAAGAGCCGCUCGGCCUCCUCCCACCGGCCCUGGUUCCUGUACGUCGAUGCCAGGUUGGCCAUACUGGUCAGCGUGUCGGGAUGGUCCUCGCCGAGCUUCGUCUUGCUCGUCUCCAUCACCUGCACGUCGAGCCGCUCGGCCUCCUCCCACCGGCCCUGGUUCCUGUACGUCGAUGCCAGGUUGGCCAUACUGGUCAGCGUGUCGGGAUGGUCCUCGCCGAGCUUCGUCUUGCUCGUCUCCAUCACCUGCACGUCGAGCCGCUCGGCCUCCUCCCACCGGCCCUGGUUCCAAAACGUCGAUGCCAGGUUGGCCAUACUGGUCAGCGUAGAGGGAUGGUCCUCGCCGAGCUUCGUCUUGCUCGUCUCCAUCACCUGCACCUCGAGCCGCUCGGCCUCCUCCCACCGGCCCUGGUUCCAAAACGUCGAUGCCAGGUUGGCCAUACUGGUCAGCGUAGAGGGAUGGUCCUCGCCGAGCUUCGUCUUGCUCGUCUCCAUCACCUGCACUUCGAGCCGCUCCGCCUCUUUCCAUCGGCCCUCAAGCCUGAAUGCUAUUGCCAGCAUACUUACACUUGCAAGAACAUCUUCAUUCUCAGCAUCAAAUAA
This is a messenger RNA of Penicillium taxi, 1350 nucleotides long. RefSeq lists its product as uncharacterized. The transcript has a single exon. Lineage: Eukaryota; Fungi; Ascomycota; Eurotiomycetes; Eurotiales; Aspergillaceae. The coding region runs from base 1 to 1350 and encodes 449 amino acids. The record is from RefSeq and is a predicted model, not a curated record.